Molecule: messenger RNA, 2214 nt
Organism: Haliaeetus leucocephalus (bald eagle)
Lineage: Eukaryota; Metazoa; Chordata; Aves; Accipitriformes; Accipitridae
Gene: CARF
Product: calcium responsive transcription factor
Exons: 14
Coding region: 1-2214 (737 amino acids)
Biological process (GO): regulation of transcription by RNA polymerase II
Cellular component (GO): nucleus
Molecular function (GO): RNA polymerase II cis-regulatory region sequence-specific DNA binding; DNA-binding transcription factor activity, RNA polymerase II-specific
Source: RefSeq, a predicted model, not a curated record
AUGGAAAAAAAUGGAGCUGACCAUGACAUUCCUAUGGAAGGAUCUAAUGAUUUGUUCGUAGGGAACUGUGAUAGUCCAGGAGAGUCAGAAACAAAUGAUCAGGUUUUUCAGCAUCUAACCUGCAUGGAUUCCAGGGAUCCAUUGUUUGGACAGAGUGACUCUCCCGCAGCCUUGCCCAUCACAGUACGCCUCUCGGGCAGUUCUCAAUCGUUGUCUGUGCCCGUGCGGCCCCCCCAGCCGCAGCCUCGCUCUGCAGAGGAGUUCCACCUGGUAGACCAACCCGGGCAGCCUCUCUAUGAGCUGCAGCCCCUAGGAGGGCCCAGUGCAUCGAUGAUGAUUGUUGCCAGCCAGUCAGAAAAUGGACAGGUGCUGCAUGUCAUUCCUUCUGCCCAGCCAGGAAUGGCCCAAGUGAUCAUUCCUCAAGGUCAACUUCUGGAUGUGACCAGCACACAGGAUGUUUCGGAAGAGAAGUGUGGUGAUGGGAACUUGCAGACUGUGGCGGUGGCUGCUAUAGCAGACAGUGCAAGCAGUUACAUUCUACAUCCACAGGCAUCUCUCACCGUAUCAAAAAAAACAACCACCAGGAUAGUGGAAGAUCCCUUUCCUGUCCCUCUCCAGCCAUUGCCACCAAAUACGCCUGCAUGGGCACGCCGUCUCAGGAACUGUGAGAAAAUUGGGGACUCGUACCGCGGCUAUUGUGUGAGCGAGACAGAAUUAGAGAGCGUUCUAACGCUACACAAGCAGCAAACACAAAGUGUGUGGGGGACGCGCCAGUCUCCAAGCCCAGCCAAACCUGCCACACGGUUGAUGUGGAAAUCUCAGUAUGUCCCAUAUGAUGGGAUCCCCUUUGUCAAUGCAGGAAGCAGAGCCAUUGUAAUGGAGUGCCAAUAUGGACCAAGGAGGAAAGGGUUCCAGCCCAAAAAAGCUGGUGAGCAGGAAAGCGUCUCUGGCCAUCUGUACAAAGCCACUUGUCCAGCAAGGAUCUAUAUUAAAAAGGUUCAAAAGUUUCCAGAAUACAGGGUUCCUACUGACCCUAAAAUUGACAAGAAAAUCAUAAGAAUGGAGCAGGAGAAAGCAUUCAACAUGCUGAAGAAGAACUUGAUAGAUGCUGGCGGUGUCCUCAGGUGGUAUGUACAGUUACCCACUCAGCAAGCCCACCAAUAUCAUGAAAUGGAAACUUCCUGCCUCCCUUCUUCACCGUCCCAUUUGUCUGUGUCUUCUCCUGAGGAGGAGGAGGAAGUUGUUAGAGAUGAGAACUGUACUCUGCCUUCCCGACUUCAUCCUCAAGUGGCAGACAAGAUCCGAGAACUGGUGUCUCAGGGAAUAGAGCAGGUCUAUGCAGUGAGGAAGCAACUAAGAAAGUAUGUGGAAAGAGAAUUAUUCAAGCCUGAUGAAGUGCCAGAAAGACAUAACCUGUCCUUCUUCCCCACUGUGAAUGACAUCAAGAACCACAUUCAUGAAGUGCAGAAAUCCCUGAGGAAUGGUGAGAUGGUGUAUAAUUCAGAAAGUAUCCCAGCAAUGCUGCAGUGGACCACAGACAGUGGGAAUGUUCUCACAGAGACAGUGACUGUUACAUUUGCCUCACCACCUUCAGAUGGGAGCUCAGCAGGGGAGUCAGUUGUCACCAAAGCAGAAUCCAACCAGAGCGGGGAGUCCUUACUACCAGAAACAGCUCAGCUGUUGUCUUCACUCUCUUCAAUUCAGCCCAAGAUAUUUGCACAACUUCAGGGAUUACAGCUGCAGUCAACUUUUACCUCCACAAAUGGAUCAACAGCCCUGAUAGCUGUAAAUAACCAUUCCCCUCCCAGCCCUGCAAGUCUCCUGGAUUCCAUAGGGAGUGCAAUAACCAGCCAUUCUCUAGUACUCAGUCAAGGACACAGUCUGCAAGCAGGUGCUGGCCUAACACAGCAUAGCACUGCUGCCUCUGCUUUUGGGGCUCCGCCUGGCUGUGAUCAGAGUUUGGUCACCAUGGGCCAGUUGGUAGCAGUUGGAGGGGUAGAUGACUCCAGAAGCCUAGAAGGAGGAGUUCAUCAGAUUCUCCUGGGAGAUGUACACACUAUUCCAGUACAGAUUGUGGACAGCCAUCCAGCACUUACUGAAGAAAAUGCAGAGGGUGUUACCUGUGUGAGCCAAGUUAAACAAGAGCCAAGAGAAAAAGCAUUGUCUAUGGAGCCAGAUAAUAUCAGAGACUGCCAUAGUUCCUCACCUAUUUAA